Messenger RNA from Fusarium oxysporum Fo47, 1502 nucleotides. Its product is annotated as DUF4448 domain-containing protein. The record is from RefSeq and is a predicted model, not a curated record. NCBI's taxonomy places the organism in Eukaryota, Fungi, Ascomycota, Sordariomycetes, Hypocreales, Nectriaceae. The transcript is spliced from 2 exons. The coding region runs from base 197 to 1318 and encodes 373 amino acids.
GCUUUUCUCAUCGCCUUCUCUCUUUUUUCUUCUUCUUCUUCUUCUCUUCAACCUCCACCUCUUUCUUUCCAUUGUCGCCCUUGUUCUCCGUCGGCGGUCAUUGUGUGUGAUUAGGCAGAGUCUCAUCGGGAAAGGAACGUCGUGUCAAGGACAAGCAGCGCAUCGCCGAAGCAACAACAACAAAACAACAACAACAAUGCACGCAUCAAGGAUCAUCGCCUCAAUUGGCCUUGCGGCUUCUGCCCAUGCCACAGUCAUCCGCUAUGAGCGCGAUCUCGAAGCCAAUGCUCCUGCUCUCGAGAAGCGAGCCGAACCGACUGCCGCUUGGGUUACUGUCGAUGAUGAGAUGCAGCCUGCGACGACAUACACUCCCUCGUAUACCACCGUCGAUGGCACCACUUCUCUGAUUGAUGCUCCUCCUCACGAUCUUACUGCCAGUGUCUACACCUACACCAGCUGGGGCAAGAUUCACACCAGCACUGGCGAGCCCCCCAACCCUCAGGCCACCGGCAAGCAUGGCGAGGGUGUCUUUGCGCGAUGCUACAACAAGGACGGCGAUAAUGCUCCUUUCUGCUCGCCUUACGCCAACAGCACCCUGGAUGUUAAGAAUACAUACUUUGUUACCUGGGAUCCCGAUUACUUCAACAAGACCAAGUCCUCUGAUAACUCUACUCUCAUGGUCACUGCCCGCCUCGACCUCUACAACCGUACUAGUGAAUCAUGGGUGAAGUACAAGGAAUUCACCGAUUCCGCCGUCCCCGCCGCCUGGGGCUAUUGGCCUUUCGAUGUCAAGCAGGACUACAUGAAGUACUCGCCCUACAACAUCUCCAUCACCCUCUACAGCAACAGCAAUAACUCCCUCGAGAAGACCAAGUCCUCAUCUCUUUACCUCAACCUCAAUGAUCAGAACUUCCCUGAGAAGUCCCACGAGAAGUUGCCCGAGGGCCAGACCCUGACCAUCGCUCUGCCUGUCGUCUUCGGUUCUCUCUUCCUCCUCAUCGUCGGUGGCUUCCUCUGGAACCGCAAGACCCGUCGUAUCGGACUCGGCAACAUCUCGAGCCGCUCUCGUCACGGUUACACUGGCCGCGCCAAGCGCCGUAUCUUUGGUGCCAGGGAUAAUGGCAUCCAGCUCGAUACUUCAGUUCCUCCUCCUGGUGAAUACCGUGACGCUCCUCAGCGUGCUCGCGCCGACAGCGACGGUCUCGGCAGCUUGGCCGGUAGCCCUGUCGAUGCUACAUUCCCUCAGCAGGGCACCACAGGUGGUCGCAAUGCUUUCCGCGACGAAGUGCGAAGACAGGAGGAGGAGAGACGUAUGUAAAAAGAGGUGGAAUGUUUAUGAUCUUUGAUGUCGUGUAAUUGCUGAUACUUGACACCAAACGAUUUUGUUACAAUAUUUACAAAUGACUUGUUAUAAUAUGCAUCUAGAUGGCUGGAAGUUGGGUGUAACGUUUUCACACGACGCAUAACGAAAAUCAAUACGAAAGACUUGUCUAGACCGAAAA